AAGGACAGAGCUUUGAGUUCUCAGCUAGUGUGCACAUAGUCUCUGACAUGACAUCAUAAGAAGAAGGACUAAGAAACUUAGUGCAGAUUAUAUUAUUUUGUUUAAAAAAAAACAACUGACAAGGACAUUAAGUUUGAAUAUUAACUGAUAACUGCUGAAAAACAACCUUCCUUCAUGGAUCUUCAGAGGACAGGGUCGCUGGUUCGCCCUCCGAGCCCCAUGGACAGCCUGGAGAAGCAGCUUAGCUGCCCAAUUUGCCUGGAAAUGUUCACCAAACCAGUCGUUAUCCUGCCCUGCCAACACAACUUGUGCCGUAGCUGUGCCAGCGACCUCUAUGACUCGCGCAACCCGUACCGCUUCUCUGGUGGCGUUUUCCGCUGUCCUACAUGCAGGUUUGAGGUGGUGCUUGACCGCCAUGGCGUCCAUGGGCUUCAGCGGAACCUGUUGGUCGAGAAUAUCAUCGACAUCUACAAGCAGCAACAGGAAGUGAGUGGAAAUGGAAGAGAAACAGAAACCUCCUUGAAGACUAAAGAGUCGAAAGAGCCGAUGUGUCAGGAACAUGAAGAUGAGAGAAUUAACAUCUAUUGUGCGACCUGCCAGACCCCCACUUGUUCCAUGUGCAAAGUGUUUGGACAGCAUAAAGACUGUGAGGUGGCACCUUUAGAAAGUGUUUAUCAGACCCAAAAGGGUGAACUGAGCAACGGCAUCGACACUCUGGUGUCCAGCAAUGCACGUCUACAAUCUCUACUUAUCCAGAUGGAAGAUGCUUGCCGCGCUGUACAGGAAAAUGCGCAGCGUGCUAAACAGGGCUUAGCUGAGCGCUUCGACCUUUUGUACGCUGUCCUGGAAGAGCGAAAAACCAUACUGCUAGAGCAGAUUGGCAAGGAGCAGGAUGAAAAGGUGGCUGCAUUACGGGCUUUGGCUCAGCGUUACGGCGAACGACUUCAAGCUAGCUCCGAUCUGACAGACUCAGCCGUGAGGGCGUUAGAGCAAAAUGGGGCUGCCGAGUUCCUGUUGGCAUCUAAGGGCCUCAUUACGCAGACCAAAGACGCGGCCAAAAGCUCAAUGGGCGAAGAGCGACCAGAGCCAGGCUUUGAGAAGAUGGAUCACUUCACCCUGUCCACGGAGCACGUCGAAGCCAUUCUAGCAAAGAUUGACUUUGGGUCAGGUGAUGAUGAAGAUGUGGAUUUUGAUGAUGCUGAUGAAGAGGAGGAAUGAUGGAAGUAAUGGUGGACUUGAUGAAAAGACUGAUGUGCUUUUGAAGGUUUGGUGACAGGAGUUUAGCAAGGACUUGUGAAUGUUAGUCAAGUCAUGAGGGAUGCAGUACUUUCAGUGCAAUAUUUCACAGCAACAUAACUUUCCUUUUUAUACUUUUCUACUUCUCAACCACUUGAAUGUUGGCGUCAAGAGGAAAAAUGUCAAGUUUAAUACAAAGAAUGUCUCAGAUUGUUUUUUUGCUUAUUUUUAUUGUAUAUUUACUUAUGAAUAAGGAUGCAUGCCAUUAAAAAUCUUCAUUGUGAGCUCUACUCUUCAAACUAAAUUAUAGGAAGUAGUUUUUUUUUUUUUUUGGAGUGUCCAUGUUGCUGCUCUUACUUGGCUUUACACUGGAUUUAAAAAUAAAAGCAUCGCUAUGCCCUUUCGA
Nerophis ophidion (straightnose pipefish) is the source of this 1642-nucleotide messenger RNA. RefSeq names its product tripartite motif containing 63b (gene trim63b). Bases 175 to 1218 code for a protein of 347 amino acids. The transcript has a single exon. Lineage: Eukaryota; Metazoa; Chordata; Actinopteri; Syngnathiformes; Syngnathidae. Gene Ontology annotation, molecular function: zinc ion binding. The record is from RefSeq and is a predicted model, not a curated record.